UGAGUGUUUGUGUGUGUUUUUAGUGGGGAAAGGCAGGAGACACGAAGCAUCUCUCUGCUCGUUUAUGUCACCAGCUGUGGGAUGUUAUCUGAUGGCUUUUUUUCCACCACGGGACCUUAACCACCUGUAACCCGGAGCUUCACAGAACCUGGAGGAACCGCGAGGCACUGGUUUCAGGUUCUGCCACCGUGUUUAACACACACAAAUGUUUGGGAUAUAUGUCACUGGAAAGGUGACAACGUAUUGCGACUCCAGCACAAACGUCAUUAUUUUUAGCCGUUAUCGUUAAAUGACCCGGGUCCCCCUCACAGUAGGAGGUCUGCUGAAUGGAGCCAAAAGAGACCAUGAGACUGGCUCCAGGUCAGCUCCCCAGACAGGCCGAGUCCCGCUCCCUCUCCACUACAUACCAUCCAAAAAAAAAAAAAAAAACCAUCCUGCUGCUCAGUUCUGUCCUGGACUAAUGUGCAGUCACAUCGCAUCCACAUUUACAUUUUCAUCCUGCGCAUGUUUGCUCGAGGGAUUCGGGUUUCCUGUUUGGCUGCGACCUUGAGCUUUGACCGACGUCAGUCAGUAGAGACGCUCGUGUCCUGUGUUCGGAAAUGGAAACUGAACUAUUUCGGUGUUUCACAUUACUAGAGUACGGACCGUAAAAUGUUUCACUCCCAAACACUGUUUAUAAUUUCUGAUGAAUAUUUAUUUAUAGAGAGGCAGAGUCGUGGCGUCACGUCCUGUCUAGUUUCUAUAACUCAGCAUUUCUUUCAUCUGUCGUACUGAAAGUUUCUGUUGUCUCAGACACAUCAGCUCCACUACAGCAGCUGCUAUGAGAAAGUGAAACUGAAACCGUGAUUACUUUGUGAGCACAGAAAAAAAAACUACAGGUGCGUUCUGUUCAUUUCCGUAAAACUCUCGUUUUCCUACUUCCUAGCUUUAAUCUCUGCUGCGAAGCCCUCAGACAUCUAGGGCUUAUGGGAAACGGAGUCUGUUAAAGGCCACUAAAAACAUAGAGGAAACACAACAACAUUAGACCUUUUCCAGUUUGACCUGAGCGCUCUGACCCGCAGUGGCGAUGUGACAUCAGGUCUGUUCUCAGGACAGAACCAGAGACGGCGGCUUCACCUUCAGCUCCAGGUUGUUAAGCUCCUGUGGUGGAAAAGGCCUGCGAUUGGUAUCACAGUAGCCCCCCGUCGGACCCCACCCGCCUUCCCUCUCCCUUCAAACUCCUACGAAAGAAAACUUGAAUUUUUUGAUCAAGCGCUACUUUUCCUUCUCUCGCCUGUAUGAGACUGUACAGCCGCCAACGCUCUGUGCUGUUUUUUAGUUUAUUUUUUAUUGUUAUUCCACAUGUGCUUAGCCAUCCACACACAAAGCUGCAUAGAGGUUCAUGUACUGAUAGUGUUUAAGUUGUGUACGUGUGUUUCAGGGUAAAGGGUUGGGCUGGGGCGGGGCGGUCACGGACCUAUGAAAAUGAAGAUAACGAGGAGGGAGAGCCCUGAUCUGAGCUGUGCAGAGAGACUGUGUGAUUCGAGACAGAGCUGUUUACUUUUUAUUUUUUAUUUAACCUUUAUAUCCUGCAGGUUAGUCCAGGUGAGAUCAAGGGUCUGGUCUGCGAGGGCGACCUUUGGAGGACGGGAGCGAGACACAAACGCAGCAGGUGACAACCAACUGAUCUGAAUGCCCCUCCUGGCUUUACUUGAUUAAUGAACAUUUUAAAAACAAGUUGUUUGGGUGAUCUCGUGUCUGUUUUGUGUGUGUGUUUGUUGGGGUUAUCGUGUGGGGGGGGGGGCAGUUUCGUCCCCCCUCUUCUGUGAACGAUGAAGAGAGCGUCACUGUUUUAAACAAUGCAACUGGUAAACAAGAAAGGUACAGCAGUGUCACCAAAUCCCUGCUCUAUCAGACUGUGGAGUUUGUACAGCUCUAAUCCGAUUCUUUGCUUUGACUUUUAGACGUGAUGUAAUUAAAGAGCUUGGAGAGUUUUUCUGUGACCAGAUGGAGUUGUUGAAGAUUAUUUAGUAAAGCUUCCUCGAUGGAUGAUAAAGAUCAUAUGUAAAAAUCAGCUGGUUCCAUUUUGGUUUUAAGCUGGCAGAAUAUUCAUGUGUUGUGCUCCAAAACUAUUGAAUCUCUUCUCAGAUCUUUCAUCUCCUGUUAAUCUCAGCUUUUAUUAGCAAACAGUGAUGUAAAAACCCACUCAGGUAGUCAUUUAGAUUAAAAGCUAAUAAAUAAUUUAUCGGGCAAAUCCUGAGUUUUAGUUCUUUGAUUGUUCAUCUCUGAGUCGUUGAACUCUUUAAGUUAUGUUAAACUUUUGUUAAAGAUCUAAACCUAAAUAGAUUUGAGGAGUUCAGGAGGAUUUGAAUGCAUUAAGCCAGUGGUAGGCAAUCAGUGGCCCAUGGACCAAAUCUGACCCUCCAACAAAAAGAUUUCACCCCCUGUUGAAAGUUCUACUGUAAAUAACAAUGCAAGUAAGAGACUUGUGUGAAUCCCAAUAAACGAAACCCCGUACAACCGAUAUAAUCAGAGAUUUGCACCUCGAGGCGACAAUAACAAUUUCAUUUUGAUUCAACUGAAUGGAGCAGGCCGCUGCUCAAGUGUGGGUAACCCAUCAGUUAGAUUUCAGUCCCACAGUUAGAGAGGCUGCUGAUAGCGCUGGCACGGUGAUGGGAAAACCGACAUGGGCCCUAAAACGAGUCAAACGUAAAACAAUGGCAGCCUUAUGCGGUAGAGGGCUGCAUCUGCACCGGGCCUGUGAAUCGAAGGUCGCCCCCCCCGUGAACAACCCUAGAAAACCACGCGGCCCAUCGUUGAACCUAACUGCCACUGUGUGACUCUACAGUGAACGAGCGCAGACCGGAACAUAAGUUAUCUUCUCCUGCCAUUUGAUUGUUGAGUUAGUCAACUCUGGUGGACUAUGUUGCAUAGACCAAAUGUAAAAACCCCAACAACUUCACCUCGGGACCAAAGACCGGCUCCCGUUGACCUCCAUGUGUCCGUGAUCACGUGCUCCUUUAAAAAAGCAUUUGGUCUUGACCUUCUAGAAAGUCCCACAAGAGACUGUGUCUGAAACCUCAUCCACUCCCACUAAUUCAACAGACCCAGUAGUUCACCCAGUGGUGAGCAGAUCAGUGAGGUUUCCCUUGAUUGACGGCUGUAGACUGGGACAAGAGUUCCUUUUCGUGUCUUUAAAAUGGGACGCACUGGACUGUGGGACUGUGAGCAGAGAGUAUUGUACCCGUCAUGGACACUAGUGUGUUUUCCACUACGGGAAGUCUUCAGAACGUAGAGCAGAUGUUCAAACAUCACACUGAAUUCAGACAGGAAAUAUAGCGCUGUAAAUAUUAAAUAGGCAGUCCAAGUAAAAACAGAAGGGUUCAAAUCUGAGCGGCAGAGGUGGAGAGAUUCUGAAGUCCUACAUGUCCCAUAAUGCGCCUGGAUGCACAUUCUGUUGGAGGGAAGGUAAUGAUGGGAUAGGUUCCCCGUCGGUCUCACUCCAGGCUCCAGCUGCAUCAACAAACACCAGACGCAAAUGUCGGCCUCAUUUCUUCGUACAAGUAGUACGACCCAGCAGGCGACGAGUGCGAUAACAGCACUGUUAGUGGUUCUACACAGGAGCAGGGUUGGAACAAAGAGCAGUGACGCUGAGCGAACGCAGAGGGUUGAGAAUACCGGGCAGAUGUCGAGGCGGAUACCUCGGAGCUUUCCCGGUCGCGAUUACAACCCGCAGGAGUGCGAAAGGCCCAAAUUCAUUAUCCCGUCAUGAGCCUCUGUCACCGUGCUCACGCUCUGGCAGCAGCCCUCCUCGUCUGCUGCGCGGAUUCUUUCACCUGCAGUUUUAAGACGAGAAUAUAGAGGACCAGAAUUUCCCGAACCAGGGGUCGCCCCACCCGCUCUGUCCGAUUGGCUGCACAGCCUCCAGAUCUCACGGGUCAAAGUUGAAUCCGACUACGUUGCGCGAAGCCGCCGAGGGGGCGCGCCCGGCAGUGAUGUCACAGCGUACUGGAGUACACCCGUAUGUCACUGCAGCCAGGUGAGAAGUGACACCGCUGGAGGUCAGCGAAGACGGGAUUUACAGGGGGGGUGAGUUACUCUUUAAGCGGACAGUUUCACUGACGCCUGCCGAGUAGACGGAGAUUCCUCCUCUGGUCUCUAAACACCGUUCAUCCUGUUUUCACGCUGUGCUGAUGGUGAUCGAAUGAGACGACUUCACGCCACCCGUACCACUGUACGCUCCGUCCUCGGUUACAGUGUUAAAUGUCCUCACAACAACCACUUGAUGACACACCCCAGGAUCUGAUCCAGAUGUUUCUGAUCAGCAUCAGUUUGUCUGAGCUGAGCUGUUUGGAGUGAAUGUGUGGAACUGACAGUAAAAGCUUCCGAGCGACCGAUGAAAUCGACCGGUUCGGACUCUUCGUUGGCAGCGAUGGUGAAAGGAAAAUGAAAUCUAGAUGUGCUCUCUAACGGAAGCACGGCUCGGUCUAUUCUCAGACCAAUGAGCCAUUACGUCCCACGUGAAGGAGAGACGGACCUGAGGACAGUUAUAGCGGCAGAUGACGUCAGGCAGCUGAUGGGGAGACUCCUCCGCUGCCUAUAAACAUCAGCGGCUGCUUCCUGAGGAGCUGAUGUGAACGCGGCAGCUCCGACAUCAGCGGCAGGUACAGAGACCUCCCUGCCCUUCGCUCCACUUCGGCAGGAAACUCCUUUCUUUUUGAAAUACCAUAGUUGAUAUUUACCAUCAGCGCUGACGUGUCUUCUGAAUGGGGCUUGAGGCCAGCGGUGCUUCACUACAAUUUUGAGGAGACAUGGGACCAGCACCUGAACCAGACUUCAACACCUCUGCUUGGCUCCGCCCCUGCGUUAACGCCUCUUGUCAGCCUCCAAUCAGAGCAGCCUGUCCGUACAGCACCGCUCAGCUGAUCCUCAUCGUCAUGGUAACCACCUCCCUCAGCAGCAUCACUGUGCUGGGCAACUCGUUGGUGAUCCUGUCCAUCAAAGUGAACCGCCACCUGCGGACCAUCAACAACUACUUCCUGUUGAGCCUGGCGGUGGCCGACCUGAUCAUCGGCCUGCUCUCCAUGAACCUGUACGCACUCUACCUGCUGUGGGGCCGCUGGCCCCUGGGGGCCGCACUCUGUGACAUGUGGCUCGUUCUGGACUACGUGGUGAGCAGCGCCUCCGUCCUGAACCUGCUGAUCAUCAGUUUGGAUCGGUACUUCUGCAUGAUGCGGCCGCUCAGCUACCCGGCGCGGAGGACGGGCAGGAUGGCCGGUCUGAUGAUCGGAGCCGCAUGGCUACUGUCCUUCGUCCUCUGGGCCCCCGCCAUCCUGUGCUGGCAGAGCGUCGGGGGCAAACGAGUGGUCGCCGAUGGAGAGUGUUACACCCAGCUGCUGGCCAGCCCUGCCGUCACCGUGGGGACGACGCUCCCUUCCUUUUACCUCCCGGCGUUUGUCAUGAUCAUCCUGUACGGCCGCCUUUCCGCCGCCAGCCGUAGCCGCCUGAGCGCGCUCCGGUCAGAGCGAGGCACGCUCAGGACGUUCAGUCCGUCCAUUAAAGACUUCCUCUUGAAACCUCGGAGCUGGGUGACCAGUGACCCCGGCUCAGACCUGUCUCUGAACCAAUCGGCGUCCAGCACUCCGAAGACCAGAAGGAGCCGGAGAGCGUCGGGAUGUCCCGGAGACACGUCAGAGCUGGCAGGCGUCUGUCUGUCUCCUCAGCAGUGUCUCGCUCGGCCUGCCGCCCGCCACGCAGGAAAUGAAGGCUACAACAAGAUCGAAACCGACUCCUCGUCCAACACCGACCUCCACGGUAUGGCCUCGGCGGCGUUCUCCUCCUGUCCCAGCUUCAAGUCUGAGGAGAGGAGGAAGCGUCGAGUGAUGGCGAGGGAGAGGAGGGUCACCAAGACCAUCCUGGCCAUCCUGCUGGCCUUCAUCCUCACCUGGACGCCCUACAACCUCCUGGCCGUCAUCGCUGCCUUCUGCCACGUCUGUAUCCCGGACGGCCUGUGGACCACAGGAUACUGGCUCUGUUACAUCAACAGCGCCAUCAACCCCGGCUGCUACGCUCUGUGCAACGUGACCUUCAGGAAAACCUUCCGCAGCCUCCUGCGCUGCUGCAGCAGGAAGCCGCAGUGACACCGACGCGGUCAAACGUGGUUCUUUCCCUUUCAAAUGUUGCAGGGGAUCUUGCAGUGGAUCUUGUCGGUGCGGUCUUUACAGGUGGCCUCUCUCAGUCCGUCUCCGCAGUCUCCGUGCUCCGGCACACACUUCCCGUACCGGGU
Molecule: messenger RNA, 6265 nt
Organism: Xiphias gladius (swordfish)
Lineage: Eukaryota; Metazoa; Chordata; Actinopteri; Istiophoriformes; Xiphiidae
Gene: chrm4b
Product: cholinergic receptor, muscarinic 4b
Exons: 3
Coding region: 4791-6119 (442 amino acids)
Biological process (GO): adenylate cyclase-activating adrenergic receptor signaling pathway
Cellular component (GO): plasma membrane
Molecular function (GO): G protein-coupled acetylcholine receptor activity
Source: RefSeq, a predicted model, not a curated record